GUUGCAGCGGAAUGAACCUUAGUAUUAUAGACUGACUGAAUGUAUCCAACUUCACCACAUCUAAAAUUACAAAAUACGCAAGAAUUAAAUGGGUGAAACCUGCCACAGGACAAAUAUUGACCAAACUUGUGCUCAUCUUUUUGAACUGCAUCGCAACUCCUCAAUGAACUUUCUGCAUAACCUUGCGUACGCACCGGAUUGGGAUGAUGUAGUAAUGUAGUGGAAUUUUUGAUGACCUGGUGAAUCAUCUUACGAAAUUUUCCUUCUUUACCGCACUUGAAAUUUGUAUACUUAACAUGGUCUAGCAGUAGUUUCUUGAGAGCUGCAUGAGAAAGCACGAACAAACGUAUUGUACUUAGAAUUUGAAAUCAAGCAGUCAAUAAGUACAAAGAAAUCAUUAGUUCAUAUAAACACCACAGUAAUAUUUCUAUACAGUUAUUUCAAAACAAGGAACACAAACGGUCCGUAAUUCUUUAUUUUUUAGAAGGAACCAAUCUACUGAAGCUUGAAAAAUCCUGAAAGUAAUAUAUUUAUGCAAUAUUCACGUAGUAGAAAAGCCUAAGGUAAGACACCAAGAUCUUAGAAGUAGAACGGAAACAUUCAAAACCAUUUUAGGGUGAAGAAAAUGUCUAUUCAAAGAUGUGAUUUCUAAAAUUGCUAUUAACUAGACAUACUUUGGUAAAUAUGUUAAUUUAUCAAGGUGUGUUGGAGUAAAGUUGCUUAUCAGUGAAUGGAAAUUUAAUUCUAUUUAACAAAACCUGCUUCAGCCACCCAACAGAAUUCUCUGAAACUAUAAAACACUGAAAUUGAUGCAAACAGUAUGCAUACAUUCAACAACUUCUACAAAGUUUAGUAGGUCGUAAACUAGUGUUGAAUAACCGGAAGUCUUGUAUUCAUUUAACUAACAACAUAGAACAUUGCGAGGAAGAACAUAUGAAUAAAGCAACUCGUUUAUGAGUGAUUUGUGUUCACUGAACACCUAUUAGUAUUCCAAAGAAAAAGUAAGAAUAAAAAUGUACGGGGUUACAGAUCUAUUUAAUCACUUAAUAACAUCAAACGAGCAUUUGCCUUAAAUGUUCAUUAAAAAGUGAUCUGUCCUCUGAAUUUUGUAUUUUAAUGUUAAAAUGUGAAUAAUAAAUCAAUUGAAGGAUUGUAUUAGCACGUAAAUGACUAAACGAAUAUGAUGAUGGUUACUACUUCGUAAUAAACAAACUGUUUUUUUUGUUAUAUACAAUACCAGCUUAUUCGACGGUAAAAUGUUUGUGUUGAUCAUGAAAUUUAAGAAGAAUUUAGUUGUAAGGCUGUGAACGCAUUUGAGGAAAUAUUUGCACAUGUGUUAUACUACUUUAUAUUAUUUAGUUUAGUUGAGUUACAAAGGCAAAAAGAGAAGUUACUUAAAGAACGUGAUGAACAAAUUACCGACAACCAGAAAUUAAGAGAACAAAUUGAAGAAACUAGGAAUCGUGUUGCAAUUUGUCAAAAUGAAUUGCUGGAAGCACAAAAUAAAAUCACAGAAUUAACUGUAGAUCUCCAGAAUAAAAAUCUCGAAGCACAAAGAGAAUUGCGUAAGAAAGAACGAAUGGAAAAAGAUUUGAAACAGGUACGUAGUGAAGUUGAAGCAAAAAUGGGAGAGAUCAGUUCUACGUCAGCAUCUGUUGAGAAAUUGAAACAAGAACUACGCACAAAAGAUGAAGAAAAUCGUGCAACAAAAGUUUCUUUGGAGCAAGCUAAUCGUCAUUUACAAAUAACUGAAGGCAAAUUAAAAGAUUGUCAAGCAAAACUUGAACAACAGAUUGAAGUUAAUGAAUCUAUCACGGCUCAAAUGCGCUCAAAAACAACUGAAGUGAAGCAACGUGAAGAUGAAGUACAACGUGCAAAAAUCGAUUAUCAUCGUUUAUUAAAACAAAAUGAAUUAAUUUCUAAAAAAUAUAAUCAAAUUGAAGAGGAAAAAUUAAAUUUACAACAUACAUGUGAACAAUUACAUAAUGAAAUACAUUCCUAUGAAACACAAAUUGAAUUAAUACAUAAAACAAAUGAAUUAAAUAAAAAAGCAUGUGAUGAAUUAAAUCAUGAAAAAGAAAUAAUAAAUAAAACUUUAUUAAAAACUACAACACAAACAAUAAAACAAACAAAUUUAAUUAAAAUACAUGAAUUAUCUAAACAAAAUUUAGAACAGGAAAUAAUGAAUUAUCGUGAUGAAGCAUUAAAACAACGUCAAAUAAUUUAUAAAUUAGAACGUGAACGUGAUCAUUAUAUUAUGGAUGCAUCAGAAUUAACUAAAAAAAUUUUAACAAAUAUGGAUGAAUUAAAAUUACGUGAAAUGCAAAUAUUUGAAAAUAAAAAAAAAAUUGCCGAAUAUGAAACAAAAUUAAAACAACAACAAAAUUUAUAUGAAGCUAUACGUAAUGAUCGUAAUUUAUAUAAUAAACAAUUAAUUCAUACACAAAAUGAAUUAAUUGAAUUAAAAAAACAAUUAAAAUUAUUAAUACAACAAAUGAAUCAAUUAAAAAAUGAUAUAACUCAACGUGAUAUGAAUUUAAUUAAAGAAAAAUUAGAAAAAAAUAAAAUUGAAAAAUCUAAUGAACAAUUAUUAAUGAAUAUUAAUCAAUUAAAAUUACAAAUUAAUGAAAAUAUAAAUUAUAUUGAAUUACAAAAAAAUGAAGAAAAUAAAUUAAUUCAAUUAAUUAAUGAUAUAAAUAAUGAACGUAAUAAAGAAAAAAUUAAUUAUAAUCAAUUAUUAAAUGAAAGAGAUUUAUUAGGUAGUCAAUUAAUACGUAGAAAUGAUGAAUUAUUAUUAUUAUAUGAAAAAUUAAAAAUACAACAAUCAAUAUUAAAUAAAGGUGAAUUACAAUAUAAUGAAAGAAUAAAUGAUAUAAAUAUAUUAAAAAAAGAAAUAAAAAAUUUACGUCAUGAAAAAUCAAUAUUAAAAAUUAAUAAUAAAAAAUUAACUGAUUUUAAAAUAGAAAUAAAUAGAAUAGAGAAAAAUUUAUUAAAAGAAAAAAUUAAAGCAAAAGCAUUAGAAGAUGAAUUACAAAAUCCUAUUAAUGUUCAUAGAUGGAGAAAAUUAGAAGGAAGUGAUCCAUCUACCUAUGAAAUGAUACAGAAAAUUCAGGCAUUACAAAAACGUCUUAUUAGCAAAACUGAAGAAGUGGUUGAAAAAGAAUUACUUAUUCAAGAAAAAGAAAAAAUUUACAUUGAAUUAAAGCAUAUAUUAGCACGUCAUCCAGGUCCAGAAGUUGCAGAACAAUUGAAUAUCUACCAAAAUAUGAUCAGAGAUAAAACAAAACAAAUGAAAGCAAUGACAGCUGAAAUGAAUGUUUAUGAAAGUCAAAUUACUGAAUAUAAAAUUGAAAUUGAACAUUUAAAUCGUGAAUUACAAAAUGUAAAAAAAACAUAUUUUAAACAAAAAAGACGUCAACAACAAAUGAAUACAUCAUCAAAUGAUGAUGAUAAUAAUAAUGAUAAUUGUACUAAUCAAGGAAAUAAAUUACGAAAAUAUCAACCACAUAUUAAAGAUUCACAAUCACGUUUUACUGGUGGUGGAUUUAAGUUAACACAUGUUGUUAGUUAAAUAAAGAAUGAAUAAAAUAAAAAAAAUUUUUAGGAAAACAAAAAGAAAAUGAAAUAUAAAACUGAAAAUCAAUAAAUUAUAAUUUAGCCCAGUAACAGAAGAGAGAGAGGGAGGGAGGGAGGAAAAAAAUGAAACAAAGCAACCAAACAAACAAUAAACAACAGUACUAAAGAAUAAUAUCAAAGAUUGUAAUAUCUUUUAUUUUGUAUAUUUAUCUGUAUAGAUUUAAAUAUUUGGUUGACAAGGAGUAUUAGAUUUGAAUGAGAAUUAGGACUAAUAAUAAAAAAUACAAAUAAAAUGUUUGUGUUUGUUGAAUAAAUAAAACAAAUUUGAGUUGAAUUUAUUUCAUUUUUUUGGUUAAGAUUGUCCAUCCAUUGGUGUCCAAUAGCCAAUUAUUUAUUUAAACUAUAAAUUAGAAUGUAUAGGGUAUUCAAUUCAUACUUUACUUUCAAAUUGAAUGUUAUUGAGCUUCUAAACAAUUUUUGAUACAUUCAUCUAUGUAUUCUACUAUAUUUCAACGUUAAGGUUUGUAAUACGGUCCAGUUGUGUUAAACCAAAUUAAAAACGGAACGAUAUUUAAAGUAAUAAAUCAAUGAUUUGAAGUGAAAUGCUUUUAGUUACUACACUAC
Messenger RNA from Schistosoma bovis, 4200 nucleotides. NCBI's taxonomy places the organism in Eukaryota, Metazoa, Platyhelminthes, Trematoda, Strigeidida, Schistosomatidae. The record is from the annotation of a GenBank genome assembly.